Messenger RNA from Limanda limanda (common dab), 3845 nucleotides. It is a transcript of the gene col21a1, whose product is annotated as collagen, type XXI, alpha 1. The transcript has 29 exons. NCBI's taxonomy places the organism in Eukaryota, Metazoa, Chordata, Actinopteri, Pleuronectiformes, Pleuronectidae. Bases 50 to 2929 code for a protein of 959 amino acids. The record is from RefSeq and is a predicted model, not a curated record.
GAGAGCUCCUGGAAAAAGGUGCACACUUGGAACUUGGCUCUGCUGCAUAAUGGGUUACAAAGCGACCUCCAUGCAUUGUGUCUUAAGAUGCCUGUGCUUCAUGCUUCUCCAUUUGUUUAGUGCAGCUCAAGAUGAAGACAUAAGAAGUUGUAGGACCGCACCGUGUGAUUUGGUCUUUAUCCUUGACGGCUCGUGGAGUGUUGAAGAUGUCAAUUUUGAAAUAGUGAAGGGAUGGCUUGUCAAUAUCACGUCGAGCUUCAACAUCGGACAGAAGUUCACCCAGGUCGGCGUGGUCCAGUACAGCGACAACCCCGUUUUAGAAAUACCUCUCGGGAAGUUCUUAGCCACCAAAGACCUCAUCAACGCGAUGGAGAACAUUGAGUACAUGGGGGGAAACACGAGGACAGGCACGGCCAUUCAGUUCGCCACAGAUAGAUUGUUUGGCUUCUCCGAGCGCAGCCCGCAAGGCAUUUCCAGAAUCGCUGUCGUCCUCACAGAUGGGAAGUCUCAGGAUGGGGUUGUGAAAGCAGCGGAGUUAGCGAGGAAGAAAGGAGUGAUUCUGUUUGCUAUCGGUGUCGGGUCAGCGACAGAAGAGGCCGAGUUGAGGGACAUUGCAAACAAACCCUUUUCAACUUAUGUCUUUUCUGUGGAGGACUACAGAGCUAUUUCCAGGAUCAUACAGGUCAUACGACAGAAGCUGUGUGAGGAAACCGUUUGCCAAUCAAGAAUCUCCGUAGAUUCCCGCGAUGAGAAAGGUUUUGAUAUUCUCUUACAUCUAAAUUUGGCCAAAAAAGCAAAAAAGACACAAGGAACCUUUUCCGGCACCAAGGCCUAUGAAGUGACGCCUCGUGUUGACUUGAGUGAAUAUACACGGAACCUUUUCCCUGACGGCCUGCCUCCGUCCUAUGUAAUCGUGGCCACACUGAGGUACAAAGGAUCUGUGACAGCAGAGGAGUGGGACGUGUGGAGGAUACAGAAGGUUGACGGGACGCCGCAGAUGGCGGUGACUCUUAAUGGCUUCGACCGCACCGUCAUGUUCACCGCAACCAGUGCGUCACAGAGCGGAACGCAGACGGUCAGAUUCUCCAAACAGACAGCACGGGUGUUUGAUGAGAAAUGGCACCAGCUGCGGCUGCUGGUCACAGAGGAGGAUGUGACUCUUUAUGUUGACGACCUGGAAAUAGAGACUCUGCCCUUGGAGACCCCCGUUGGCAUCUUCAUCAAUGGAAAAACCCAAGUUGGGAAAUAUUACAGAAAGGAAACGACGGUGCCAUUUGAAAUUCAGAAACUUCGCAUCUACUGUGACCCUGAGCAGAAUAAUCGAGAGACUGCGUGUGAAAUACCUGGAGUCUGCUCCAACAGUCCUGAUUACACUGAACCUACUGAAGAACCUUGUGUUUGUGCUCCCGGACCCCCUGGACCGCCAGGAAUGAAGGGAGAAAAUGGAGGCAGUGGUAAACCUGGUCAGCCUGGAGCUGCUGGUGCUGAUGGUAAGCCUGGCAUUACUGGCAGCAGAGGGAGUCCAGGGCUGCCGGGGCCAGGAGGGGUAGAGGGGCUACGAGGGCCACACGGGUACAAAGGGGAGCAAGGGCGGCCCGGUGCUUUGGGUGAGAGGGGCGUGCCGGGAUUAUCGGGAUCGUCUGGGAAACCUGGAGAGAAGGGCUCUAUAGGAUCUCCAGGUACCGCAGGGUUAGAAGGAAAAAGUGGUCUAGUGGGAGAAAAGGGAAGUAUGGGACCUCCUGGUCCGACUGGUCAUCGAGGAGAACCUGGCCGACCUGGGAGAGAUGGAAAGAAUGGAUUUCCAGGAGGUCCUGGUCAAAAGGGAGAAGUUGGGGCCAGUGGCAUUCCUGGAGCUGAUGGAAGAAUGGGCCAUCCCGGUCUACCUGGAUUAUCAGGAUCUGCAGGCCUGGUUGGUCAUCAGGGGGAGAGUGGUUUGCCCGGACCAAGGGGCCUUAAAGGAUCGUCUGGACCUCCUGGUGAGAUGGGUUUACCUGGUGCACCUGGUUUAAAAGGAACAACUGGAUCCAAGGGCCAUAAGGGUGGAAGUGGAAAUCCAGGUUUACAAGGAACUCCAGGGCCUGUGGGUAGUGCAGGAGAACCAGGAACAGCGGGUCAGCCGGGGCACCCGGGCAUACCAGGCCUGAAUGGAAGCAAGGGACAAAGAGGAAAUACAGGUGACCGAGGAGAGAUGGGAUUGAAAGGACAAAUAGGAGGACAGGGUCGACAAGGGAAUCAGGGCUCCGCUGGUCCCAUGGGACUGAAAGGAGAGAAAGGGACAUCAGGGGAUCCGGGGCAGAGAGGUCAGGACGGUCAAGGGGGACGGCCUGGACAGUUGGGUCAGUCAGGCCCAUCUGGUCCCCGAGGGCUGCAGGGGGACACUGGUCCAACUGGUCCACCUGGACCUGAAGGAAGAUCUGCAAGCGAGUUGUCGGACAGCCACAUUCGGCAAAUUUGCAGAAACAUUCUCCAGACUGAGCUGCCUCUAUUAUUGCUGAGCAACCAGCAGAGUAGCUGCACCCGAUGUCAAAGCCGUCCUGGAUCUGCGGGUCCUCCAGGUCCAGCUGGGCCCCAGGGAGACAGGGGUCUUCCUGGACUUGGCGGCUCCAGGGGGCAGCCAGGCCACCCUAGUCGGCCUGGACGUCCUGGUAUUAACGGACUCAAAGGAGAACCAGGUUUCAAGGGUGAGAAGGGGAGUGCGGGUCGAACCAUGAUGGGAGACCAAGGGCCACCGGGGCCUCUAGGUCCAAUGGGUCCCCAGGGGUAUAGUAAACCAGGUCCUCCAGGUAACCCUGGACCCCCUGGUCUGAAUGGAGCAGAGGGUCAAAGUGGUAACCCUGGCAACCCCGGUCCGCAUGGGGUGUGUGAUCCAUCCAUGUGCUACAGUAGCAUGAUGAGGCGGGAUCCUUACAAUAAAGGACCAAACUAUUGACGUCACAACUGCAGGCACCAGUUUCAAGUUGAUGUGGAACUAACGGUCAUUCUCAGGAAGAUCUCAUCUUUACAGUUUAUCUCUGUCAUGGAAACAGAACGGACCUCUUGUCUGUCACGUGAUCUCAGACAACACAACCAGAUCCUAUCAUAUUUUCAUCAUUCUAUUGGUGUUUUGUAUCAUUGUUCCGACAUCUAAGAGCAUGCUUUUUUAAUAGAGAAUCAAUAAUUGACUCUAGUUAACACCUCUCAUAUGAUCACUAUGGUUUCCAUGUCUGGGUGUCCCUCAGGUCAGUAUGGCUGGUACAUUUUCCCAUAUUGCCCCCUGGUGCUGCUUUGUUGCAUGACGCUGUCUACAUUUUCACAGUGGGUGCUGUACGUUACAUAAAAAAAACACACAAAAAAACAAAAAAAGACGUCUAUAAUCUCUAAGUUCCAUGUUCGGUGAUUUCAACCUAUCAGAAAAUGUUUCAGCACUAGACUGUGAGUUUGAUUUCCUGUGGCUGCUGAUGAGCUGCUGUAAGCUUGUGUUCCUGAAGCAUCCAGUUUAACUGUUAACACGUAACUCUCAAUGAAAACAGAAGCUAAUACUGGGUAUCAUCUGAGAUAAAUGAAUACUUCUGUUUAUGAUAAGUUCCUCCAUGUGUCAUUUAAUUCCAGUUAAGAAGUGAGAUGUUAAAAGAUUCACCAUCUAAGAACAUGCAGACAUUUUAAUUUGAAGUUUUGUGUCACGUAUGUUCCGGAGGCGUACCUUUCAUUACUGUAGCAAGUAUUUUAUUGUUAUUUAUAAGAGAGUCAUGACUGCGUAUUUCGGCAGUGACGUGUCCUGAGUAACUUUUGUAAUUUUAUUUUGUGUUAAGUUGACUUUUGUAUGAAUCUUUCUUUUUUUUUUCUUUUUUCUAACUAGAAUUAAAAAA